This is a messenger RNA of Prunus armeniaca (apricot), 396 nucleotides long. The record is from the annotation of a GenBank genome assembly. NCBI's taxonomy places the organism in Eukaryota, Viridiplantae, Streptophyta, Magnoliopsida, Rosales, Rosaceae.
AUGGCCGCUUUUGGGCCCGAAACUGGAUGCUCCGCGGAUGCCUCUGGAAAGUUCGUCUGCGCCACCGCAGAUUGUGCCUCUGGUCAGGUCUCGUGCAACGGUAACGGUGCCAUUCCGCCGGCAACUUUAGCGGAAUUGAAUAUUGUAGCAGGCGGAGGACAAGAUUACUACGACGUUAGUCUUGUUGAUGGCUUCAACUUGCCCAUGUCUGUGACUCCACAAGGCGGUACCGGCACCUGCAAGACGGGUAGUUGCCCGAUGGACGUGAACACAGACUACUACAUUUUAUACUUUGCGCGACGAAGAGAAUUUCGUCGCGCAAAAUAUAUUGUAGUCACACAAAUUUUAGCGCGACAAAAACUUUGUCGCGCAGAAUCCGUCGCGCAAAGAUCGUGA